Molecule: messenger RNA, 1062 nt
Organism: Trichoderma virens Gv29-8
Lineage: Eukaryota; Fungi; Ascomycota; Sordariomycetes; Hypocreales; Hypocreaceae
Exons: 2
Coding region: 1-1062 (353 amino acids)
Biological process (GO): mitotic sister chromatid cohesion
Cellular component (GO): NatA complex
Molecular function (GO): acyltransferase activity, transferring groups other than amino-acyl groups
Source: RefSeq, a predicted model, not a curated record
AUGUCACUCCCUACCACCGCCAACAAGCCCUCGCAAAUGUCCAUCCGAUCCUUCUUCCAGGCCAAACCGCCGCAAUACGCUCCGCCGCCUUCGAGCAAAAGCAACGGCUCGACCAUCUCCCUCGCGCCGGCGCCUCCUCCUCUCUCUUCAUCGCGAGCGUCACCUCCGGCGAAUCGAGACCAAGGCCAAGAUCAUAACAGUCAAGCCUCAAAACACCCCCGGCUCCCUCUCGAAGCAUCCAUCCGUCCCAUCACCACCGCCGACGUCAACGCCUUCCGCCGCCUCAACUCGCUGCUGCUCCCCGUCAGCUAUCCCGAGACCUUCUACAACCGCGCCGCCGACCCCGUCACCGGCCGCUUCUCACGCCUCAUCUCCUGGUCGCACCAGGGUGACGACCCCAAACCUGUUGGCGGCAUCGUCUGCCGUGUCGAGCCCGACGUCGACGCGCGCGCCGCCGGCUCCCAGGUCGUCCAGAAUAUCUACAUCCAGUCACUAUGCCUGCUGUCGCCAUACCGCUCCCUGGGCCUCGUCUCCGCCGCCCUCGACGACAUUGUCGCCGCUGCUGUCACCGACCCAACCCUCAACGUCCAGACCGUCACCGCCCAUGUCUGGACCGAGAACGAAGAGGGUUUACACUGGUAUGAGGCGCGCGGCUUCCGCAAGCAGGAGCCCGCCAUCCAGGGCUACUAUAUCAAGCUGCGCCCCGACUCGGCCUGGCUCGUCUCCAAGCCCGUCAGCGCCUCCGUCCUCAGCUCUCUCCCCUCUUCGGUGCCCCCGGUCUCUCGCCCCGACAUAUCUAGCACCACCGCUGCCGUGUUGAGCCUGCCGCCCAUGGCAAGCCAGCCCCCCGUCAGGCCACCUGCCAGAGUCGCAUCCGGCAAGUCGUUCCAGAACCAGCGGCCCGAGACGGAGUGGAAUGAUCUCCCUGCAGACAUGGCGCCGUCUCUCCUUGGGCCGCCGAAGAAUGGCAGCGAGCCGGGAUCCGGCGCAAGCUCCAGGAGCAGCUCCACCGUAAGAAGGAAGAAAGAUAGAUCAUACCCAGCUGCUGCAUUUGGACAGUGA